AUAGACACAGGGAGCUUUCACGCCCCCCAGGACUGGGAUCAGGAGCCGCCCCACUGCCGGGCCGCCCCCUGUCCCACCCCCACCAUGUCAACCUCGUCGCUGCGGCGCCAGAUGAAAAACAUCGUCCACAACUACUCGGAGGCGGAGAUCAAGGUGCGAGAGGCCACGUCCAACGACCCCUGGGGCCCGUCCAGCUCGCUCAUGUCGGAGAUCGCCGAUCUCACCUACAACGUCGUGGCCUUCUCCGAGAUUAUGAGCAUGAUCUGGAAACGGCUCAACGACCACGGCAAGAACUGGCGCCACGUCUACAAGGCCAUGACGCUGAUGGAGUACCUCAUCAAGACGGGCUCGGAGCGCGUGGCCCAGCAGUGCAAGGAGAACAUCUACGCCAUCCAGACGCUGAAGGAUUUCCAGUACGUCGACCGCGACGGCAAGGACCAGGGCGUCAACGUGCGGGAGAAGGCCAAGCAGCUGGUGGCCCUGCUCCGGGACGACGAGCGGCUCAGGGAGGAGCGGGCCCACGCCCUCAAGACCAAGGAGAAGCUGGCGCAGACCUCCACGGCCUCCUCGGCCUCGGCCGCCAGUGCCCCGGCAGAGGCGGAGCAGGCCUGGCCGCAGAGCAGCGGCGAGGAGGAGCUGCAGCUGCAGCUGGCGCUGGCCAUGAGCAAGGAAGAAGCGGAGCAGGUAAGGAGCAAGCCCCCCGUCGCCGUCGCCGAAGAGGACCUGCAGCUCCAGCUUGCUCUUAGCUUGAGCAAAGAGGAGCACGACAAGGAGGAGCGGAUCCGGCGCGGGGACGACCUGCGCCUACAGAUGGCCAUCGAGGAGAGCAAGAAGGAGGCAGUGCCGGCCAAGGGCGAGGAGUCAUCGCUGAUGGACCUGGCCGAUGUCUUCACCUCGCCGGCCCCCCCUGCUGCCGGGGACCCAUGGGGUCCCCCCGCCCCCACCGACCCAUGGGGUGCCUCUGUGCCCGCUCCCGCUGGGCCACCUGCUCCUGACCCCUGGGGAGGAGCUCCUGGGGGCGUGGCUUCCACUGGCGACCCAUGGGGAGCAUCCGCCUCUGUCACGGCCCCGGGAGACCCCUGGGGGGGCCCCCCGGCCGUCGCCAGCUCCGACCCCUGGAACCCGGAGGGGACGGGCCCUUCCCCACUCCCUGCUGGGGGCGUUGCAGUGAGUGCAGCGGCCCCCGCCGGUGACCCGUGGUCGUCGGGCCCAGCCGCAGCCCCCCAAGGGAAACCCGCGGCCGACCCCUGGGCCCCUGCGCAGACCUUCCCCGACCACUGGGGAGGGUCGCCUUCGAAAGCCAGCACCAACGGCACCGCAGCCGGUGGCGCCUUUGAGCCGGACGAGUUCUCGGAUUUCGACAGCCUGCGCCCGGCGCUGCCCAAGUCGGGGAGCAGCACAGGGGAGCUGGACCUGCUGGCCGGGGAGGUGCCGAUGACGCGCUCGGCCGGCGCCCGGAGCCCCAGCACCUUCGACAUGGCAGCUGUCGGGGGCUCGCUGGCCGAGGCCUCCAAACCCACCCGCAAGACCCCCGAGUCCUUCCUGGGCCCCAACGCCGCCCUGGUGGACCUGGAUUCGCUGCUCAGCAAACCCCAUGCGCCCCCCACUGCCAAGACCUCCAACCCCUUCCUGGCCACAGGGACAGCGCCCGCGUCCCUGACGGCACCCGGAGCAGCCAGCGCCUCGGCCACCAACCCAUUCCAGCCGGCCCAGCCCCCCUUGCUGACCCUCAACCAGCUCCGUGUCAGCCCCGUCAUGGGGCUGGGCCCCCCUGCCGCCCCCUUCGCCCCCACCAUGGGCUCAGUCACCCCCCUGGGGCCAGUCAUGCCCAUGGUUGGGGUCCCGCCCCCUGGCCUGUCCCCCGUGGCCAUGCCCCCCAUGUUGCCCCCCCAGCCCGUCGUGCCCACCAGCGCCUCUGUCCAGUCCAUGGGCAACACAAACCCCUUCCUGCUAUAAGGGGGCCGGCCCGGGGGUGGGGGGUAUGAGAGGGGAGCCCCCCGAGGGGCUGCUUGGGGAGGGGGAAGGGAGCCCUGGGGCAGCCCAUGCCAUGGGGGAGGCAGGCGGGGGGGGGGCUGUUGGGUGUGGGAUCAGAUUCUCCCCUUCAUGGGCAGUACCCCCCCUUACCCGAGAAUUCCUAAGUGGGGGCAGGGAGGCAUUAUUAAGCCCCGCCCCCUGUAUAGCUCCACCUCCAAGUCCUGCCCCAUCUCUCAGAAGUGGGGGUGCUCCUGCCCCUUUAAGUUAUAGCUAUGCCCCCCCGCCCCCCACUGAUCACACUACUGGCCCCCCCGGCCAUGUCAUCCCCUCCAGGGCCCACCUGCCUGCCCCAGGGGCUAAUGGGACAUCCCCCCACCCCCGCAUCUGCUCCAGAUCCCGGGGGCGGGAUCCAUCCCCAUCUGGCCCAGGUUCUGCUUCCUGACACCCCCCCCCCCCGCAGACGUGGCCCCAGGGGGCCAGAGCGACGGUCUCCAACUGCAGCUCCAGAGACGACCCCCCCGGGACGCAUGGGGGCCUUGCUGCCAGGGGAGGGCAGCGAUGGCCGCCAUGACCCCCUCACGCCAGCAUCUCCUCUGGAGCCACCUGGGCGGGGCCACUGGACUCCCCCCCUCCUGUGAGAGACUUGCUGUCCGGGGGGGCUGCCUUAAUCCCCCCCAGCUCAUGGAGCAGGGCCGGCACUAGGAUUGAAACCCAAGACUGGACCCCGCGGGGCCUCUGCUGCUGGCCUGUGGACUGAAGUGUAUGGGGGGGGCCAGGUCUGAGCCGCACAUGAUCCCCGCCCCCCAGGAUGUGCAACAUCGACAGCGCCCCCUGCUGGCUGUGUGUUCAUAAUCCCUGAUUUCCCCCCUGCAGCAUGAUCCCUGCCCCCUCCCCCCGAGGGCAGAGGGGGCAGGGGGCUUGUGUGAGUGGCUGUGAUGUGAACCCAGCUUCCCUCCUGUCCCCAGAGUCAACCCUCCACUGCAGGGGAGGGUCCCCCAAUGCCCCUUGAUUUCCCCCCAAUCACAACCUGUGUAUGAAUUCUCCCAGGUGUGCCCCCCACCCCCUUCACCAAUCAACUGCAGGGAGGUGGGGGCUGCCCUCCCCCCCCGGCCCCCCAACCCCCAGCAAUGUCAGAUCCUUUUCUGUAGUUGUGCGGGGUGGGGGUGCUCAGAAGGGGGGGCUGAUCCUUAAGCCUGCCCCCCCUGCUGGGGGGAGAGGUCCCCCAUCUGAUUUCUGCCCCCCCAUUUGUGUCAUGCCCCCCCCCCCAGUGUAUGCAGAAUGUGCUAAAAUGAAUUAAUAAUAAAGUGAGAUUCUUCUAAGGCA
Molecule: messenger RNA, 3297 nt
Organism: Gopherus flavomarginatus (Mexican gopher tortoise)
Lineage: Eukaryota; Metazoa; Chordata; Testudines; Testudinidae
Gene: EPN1
Product: epsin 1
Exons: 10
Coding region: 85-1956 (623 amino acids)
Biological process (GO): endocytosis
Cellular component (GO): endosome; clathrin vesicle coat; plasma membrane
Molecular function (GO): clathrin binding; phospholipid binding
Source: RefSeq, a predicted model, not a curated record